Molecule: messenger RNA, 7467 nt
Organism: Anolis carolinensis (green anole)
Lineage: Eukaryota; Metazoa; Chordata; Lepidosauria; Squamata; Anolidae
Gene: radx
Product: RPA1 related single stranded DNA binding protein, X-linked
Exons: 20
Coding region: 247-6267 (2006 amino acids)
Biological process (GO): regulation of DNA repair
Cellular component (GO): replication fork
Molecular function (GO): single-stranded DNA binding
Source: RefSeq, a predicted model, not a curated record
CGCGGAGGCUGGAAGUUGAUGGGAAGGAAGCGCCUCUCUCGCUUGGCGUGGGGACCCGGGCUUGGCGGCCCUGAGAGUCAAGCCACGGCUUGACGGAGUGGCGGAAAUGCAAAUAGGAGCAACGAAGGGGAAGAGGGAAGCGGAAGAGGGAAGGAGGAAGCUUCCCUGAGGGAGAGGAAGGGGUGGGGGAGGGGCAGGCCCGGAAGUGGAGGCAAGGAAGUGAAAGGGAAAGGAAGUGCCACAGAAAUGGCCUCAGAAGGGAAGGGCAGAGGAAAUGGAAGCACAGAAAUGGCCUCAGGAGUGAAGAGCAAAGAAAUUGAUACAAAAAUGGGACCAGAAGUUAUUGGAAAAGGAAUUGGAGGCACAGAAAGGGCCUCAGGAGUGAAGGCAAAAGGAAUUGAUACAGAAAUGGCUUCAGAAGUUAUUGGAAAAAGAAUUGGAGGCACAGGAAGGGCCUCAGGAGUGAAGAGGAAAGGAAUUGAUACAGAAAUGGCCUCAGAAGUGAUUGGAAAAGGAAUUGGAGGCACAGAAAGGGCCUCAGGAGUGAAAGCAAAAGGAAUUGAUACAGAAAUGGCCUCAGAAGUUAUUGGAAAAGGAAUUGGAGGCACAGAAAGGGCAUCAGGAGUGAAAGCAAAAGGAAUUGAUACAGAAAUGGCCUCAGAAGUUAUUGGAAAAGGAAUUGGAGGCACAGAAAGGGCCUCAGGAGUGAAGGCAAAAGGAAUUGAUACAGAAAUGGCCUCAGAAGUGAUUGGAAAAGGAAUUGGAGGCACAGAAAGGGCCUCAGGAGUGAAAGCAAAAGGAAUUGAUACAGAAAUGGCCUCAGAAGUUAUUGGAAAAGGAAUUGGAGGCACAGAAAGGGCCUCAGGAGUGAAGGCAAAAGGAAUUGAUACAGAAAUGGCCUCAGAAGUGAUUGGAAAAGGAAUUGGAGGCACAGAAAGGGCCUCAGGAGUGAAGGCAAAAGGAAUUGAUACAGAAAUGGCCUCAGAAGUUAUUGGAAAAGGAAUUGGAGGCACGGAAAGGGCCUCAGGAGUGAAGAGGAAAGGAAUUGAUACAGAAAUGGCCUCAGAAGUUAUUGGAAAAAGAAUUGGAGGCACAGAAAGGGCCUCAGGAGUGAAGGCAAAAGGAAUUGAUACGGGAAUGGCCUCAGAAAUUAUUGGAAAAAGAAUUGGAGGCACAGAAAGGCCCUCAGGAGUGAAGAGGAAAGGAAUUGAUACAGAAAUGGCCUCAGAAGUUAUUGGGAAAGGAAUUGGAGGCACAGAAAGGGCCUCAGGAGUGAAGAGGAAAGGAAUUGAUACAGAAAUAGCCUCAGAAGUUAUUGGGAAAGGAAUUGGAGGCACAGAAAGGGCCUCAGGAGUGAAGGCAAAAGGAAUUGAUACAGAAAUGGCCUCAGAAAUUAUUGGAAAAAGAAUUGGAGGCACAGAAAGGGCCUCAGGAGUGAAGAGGAAAGGAAUUGAUACAGAAAUGGCAUCAGAAGUUAUUGGGAAAGGAAUUGGAGGCACAGAAAGGGCCUCAGGAGUGAAGGCAAAAGGAAUUGAUACAGAAAUGGCCUCAGAAAUUAUUGGAAAAAGAAUUGGAGGCACAGAAAGGGCCUCAGGAGUGAAGAGGAAAGGAAUUGAUACAGAAAUGGCAUCAAAAGUUAUUGGGAAAGGAAUUGGAGGCACAGAAAGGGCCUCAGGAGUGAAGGCAAAAGGAAUUGAUACAGAAAUGGCCUCAGAAGUGAUUGGAAAAGGAAUUGGAGGCACAGGAAGGGCCUCAGGAGUGAAGAGGAAAACAAAUGGAGGCAAAGAAGAGGCCUCAGGAGUGAAGGGCAAAGGAAGUGACACAGAAACGGCCUCAGAAAUGUUUGGAAAAAGAAAUAGGUGCACAGAAAGGGCCUCGAAAGGGAAGGGAGAGGGAAUUGGAUGCAAGGAAAUGGCCCCAGGAAUGAAGAGCAAAGGAUUUGAUACCGAAAUGGCCUCAGAAGGGAAGAGCAGAGGAAUUGGAGACACAGAAAUAACCUCAGGAAUGAAUGGCAAAGGAACUGACACAGAAAUGGCUUCAGAAGUGAAGGGCAAAACAAUUGGAGGCACAGAAAUGGCCUCUGGAGUGACGCACAAAGGAAUUGGAGGCACAGAAAUGGCCUCAGGGGUGAAGGGCAAAGGAACUGACACCGAAAUGGCCUCAGAAAGGCUGGGCAGAGGAAUUGGGAGCACAGAAAUGGCCUCAAACGUGAAGGGAAAAGGCACCGGAGGCAAGGAAAUGGCCUCAGGGACAAUGGUCAAAGGAACGGACGCUGAAAUGGCCUCGGAAGGGAAGGGCAGAGGAAACGGCAUCACAGAAAUGGCCUCAGAAAAGAAGGGCAAAGGAAUUGAUACAGAAAUUGCCUCCGAAAUGAUUGGAAAAGGAGAUAGAGGCACAGAAAGGGCCUCAAAAGGGAAGGGACAUGGAAUUGAUACAGAAAUGCCCUCGGAUGGGAUUGGAAAAGAAAUUGGAGGCACGGAAAUGGCCCCAGGAAUGAAGAGCAAAGGAAUUGAUUCCGAAAUGGCCUCAGAAGGGAAGCGUAGAGGGAUUGGAGGCACAGAAAUGGCCUUAGGAGUGAAGGGCAAAGGAUCUGGAGGCACAGAAAUGGCCUCAGGAAUGGAUGGCAAAGGAACUGACACAGACAUGGCUUCAGGAGGGAAGGGCAAAACAAUUGGAGGCACAGAAAUGGCCUUAGGAGUGAAUGGCAAAGGAACUGGAGGCACAGAAAUGGCCUCAGGAGUGAACAGCAAGGGAACUGACACAGAAAUGGCUUCAGAAGUGAACAGCAAAGGAAUUGGAGUCACAGAAAUGGCCUUAGGAGUGAACAGCAAAGGAAUUGGAGUCACAGAAAUGGCCUCAGGAGUGAACGGCAAAGGAACUGACACAGAAAUCGCUUCAGAAGCGAAGGGCAAAACAAUUGGAGGCACAGAAAUGGCCUCAGGAGUGAACGGCGAAGGAACUGACACAGAAAUGGCUUCAGGAGUGGAGGGCAAAGGAAUUGGGACCCCAGAAACAGGGGCUCCAACGGUGGAUUCCUGGAUCCAGAGGACUUUUUGGCAAGCGCAGAAUGUGCCCCAGCGGAGGCUCUCCCUCCCAGAUGCCCAACCUGUGACCGUCCUGGCCUUGGAGCGCUACUUGGCUGACUUGCCGCCGCUGCCGAGCCCGGUCUCCAAGCCCCUGGAGACCAGGACCGGCCCCUCGCAGGCAGCUCCCUGGCCGGCCUACUACUACGACCUCACCCUGACCGACGGGGUCUACCAGGAGCGGUGCCACCUCUGGCCCACACUGAACUCGCUGGUACAGAAGAACGCCCUGCACUGCGGCCUGCGAGUGAAGAUCACCAAAUGCUUCUACAUGCAUGAUGAGAAAAAACUGGGCUACGGGUUCCUGUGCGUCGAGGGGCUCGAAAUCCUCGGGGAGUCGAACUUGGAGAACACGCUUCAGGAGCAGAAGGAAUACAGCGAGAAGCCCCCAAUGCCACUGAAAGGGACGAAGAAGCAUUACCUGCCUUUGUGGAACAACGAAGAUCCCUGCGGGGAGAUGUGGGUGUCAAGGAAGCCCUCGCAAGAGGUUUGUGUUGAUGUAUCCAAACUAACUUCCCUCUUACAUCUGGAAGAGAGCUGGAAGCACAAACUCAAUUUCAAGCCUUUGCUUGUUAGGAUCAUGCAUAAAACAAGGUUACGCUAUUAUGGGAAACCCGAAACAAAACUCUAUGUGCCAUAUCAGGCCUAUUUUGAAGUGGCUGAUCAUUCUGGUAUGAUGUCAAUGGUGCUGUGGAACUCUUUAUGCCCUGAGUGGUAUAACAGUAUGAAGAUCGGCACAGUGCUGCUCCUUGAACAAUAUGCUAUUAAAUCAAGUUACCCUUUUAAAACACAGCCAGCUCCUGGAGACUUGCACAUGAAGAGAUUCUCUUCAAUUGAAAUAACUUUGAAUGUUCGAGACCCUCCAACGAAGAUUAGCAUCAUUCCUGAACAUCAAGUUAAAGCAGAGUGGGAGUUGCCUGAAGUUAAAUAUCAGUUUAUAACAAGGUCUGAAUUAGACAACCUGUCAAAUAAUCACUGCUGUGAUAUUAUUGGACUUGUGCAAUAUGUAGGAAGGGCUGAACGCACAAGGAAAAAGGAAUUUGGAGAGGAUUUUUGGGUGAGUCGGUGUGUGCAUGUUAUCGAUGGGACCUCAGAGCAGCCCUUCAUACUGGAGUUGUUUGCUACAUCUCAGCCAGAUAUAUUUGAACAAAUUCACCCAAUGACAUACUUGGUAUGUACACAGAUGCGGGUGAUGCGAGAUAUAGCUGAGGAUGGCUCCUCUACAGUUUACCUGACAAGUAGUAAUGAAACUCAGGUAUUUAUCACAGGAUGGCACAAAGGCCAGCCAUAUACAGAAGAUACCAAAGUGAAAAACUUUAUUAAAUGGAUUAAAACACAGAAGGAAGCUUCUCAUAUGGAGAGAAUGUCCAUGGGUGGAUAUUACCCUUUCCCACCAGUCCCAGACACUUUUUCGAAGUAUUUUGAAAAUAAGAAAGUUGAAUCCAUUUUGACAUCAACCAACCAAAUGGAGAAGGAGAUUGAAAGCCUGCACUACAGGGAGCACAAACGCAUUGCUUUUCGGGGGAUAAUUAGCGCUGUAAGAUAUGUCAGCUGUAGCAAUGCAUCUCAAGAGGCCUCCAGAGUGGAACCUGUGCAGAUCACCAAGAUUUCAUCUUCACAGUCCUCUGUGACAGAUGGCGAUCAUGUGAAAGAAGAAAGUACAAGACACCGGCAAACUGGGGAAACCAGCUCUGCACAGAGCUCUUCAUUUCUGCAGCAGCAGCAACACAUGGAAACCAGAAGGCAGCGGGCCAAGAGAAAGAUGGCAGCUAUAGAGACAGGAGAGCCUUCUCCCACACCUUCUCCGUGUUCUUAUUUCACAAGAUCAGAAGCCAAGAAAAUCCGGUUACAGAAACAUUUGAAUGAAAAUUAUUUUGAAAUGAACAGAAGUCAAGGAGGGAAGGAAGAAACAACACAGCCCUUUAAAAAUAGCAAAGAAAUAACCGGCGUGCCUGUAAGAGUUCAAGCGGAGAGGAAGUGCCGUAAUUCCUGGGAAAGCGCUCUCUGGGAAGCAGUAAAAGACAACUUGACACAACAUUUAAACUACAGCAGGAUUUUCCCAGAAAGCUUCCCAUGCAAAUUUAAUUACACGCACAAAGAAUUCCUGAUGCGACGAUGCAAUCUUCAGCCAGCCAGAUGCAAACCCAAAGAGUGUGCAGCAAAUGGAGACGUGGGCACCCUCGAAAAUGCCUGUCCUCUUGAAUACUAUGAAGUGGCUAUUCUUGGGAAAAAUCAUGACGACGCUGUUGAUGUUGUUUUCGUUCCCGCAUGUUCUGAAGACUCCCAUUUAUUUCGUGGAAAAGCUACAUCCAGUUCUGUCGUGUUGACUCACACAAGUGGCACUUCAUGUCAGCAGGAGAGUAUUAACAAUGAAGGGCGUUCUGAAAUGUUUCCGUUUACAGGUACAGGAAACACUGUUGCCAUUAUGAUAAGUUAUUUGAAAGGCAAAGAAAUCCUCCGCAAGAUGGAACAAGGCUAUCAAGUGACUAUGUUCAUUGAAGUGGGGAAAAAACACGGACCAUGGAUGAAUAACUAUUCCAUCUUCUUCGUGUCGGUGUCCUUCUUCAUUGUCACAGCAGCUACUGUUGGCUACUUCAUAUUUUAUUCUGCCCGAAGGCUUAGGAUUGCAAGAGCACAGAACAGGAAACAGAGACGUCUGAAAGCAGAUGCCAAAAAAGCGAUCAGCCAGCUCCAACUGCGGACAUUGAAACAAGGAGACAAGGAAACUGGUCCUGAUGCAGAUAGCUGUGCUGUGUGUAUUGAGGUGUACAAGCCAAACGAUGUUGUGCGAAUUUUAACCUGCAAUCAUCUCUUCCACAAAAACUGUAUCGAUCCCUGGCUGCUGGAGCACAGAACGUGUCCCAUGUGUAAAUGCGACAUACUCAAAGCUCUCGGAAUCGAGGUGGACAUUGAAGAUGGAGCAGAGUCCAUCCAACCUACGGAACCCUCGAACAUCCCUUCAGUUCCGGAAGAGGACAAUCAUAGUGAGACAGCAUCGUCGGGCUACGCGUCCGUUCAGGGAGCCGAUGAGCCUGUUCCAGAGGAACCUGCCCAUUCAGAGAGUGACAACCUCCAGUUGGUGAACAACAACGCGCUGCAGCCUCCGCCUGUCGAUGUGCUUCCGCACCUUGACAACCCGGCUUUUGAGGCCGAUGAGGCACACGUCCAGGAAGCAAAGUCUUAAAAUGACUGUUGGGACAAAACUGCUAUCCGCUUGACAAACUAAUGACAAAUCUGAUGAGACUGAUGUAGCAACAAUGUUGCUUUGAUAAUGCGAUAAACUGCACCAUUUAAGAUUGCGUUUCUGUGGAUUGACUUUCCUAUGAACUUAUUUCCCAAUGGAAAUCGUGUUGGCACUCUUCAGUAAAUACUUUUCUUUCGGUUAUGAUAAAGUCUUAAGACCAAGGCAUCUGAGCACAAACACUUUUUGCAUGCAUGCCAUAUACCUUAAUUUAUUAAAGCUACAAAAAUGGUUCGAUGGGCCUUUUGGAUCUGCAGGCUCCAGAUCGGCAAAAUCCAGCUCAUGCCGCAAUAUUGUUAAAUGGCAACAACGUGAAUGUGUGGAUGUUCACAUUGGCGUGAUUUAAUAAUGCAGCGUCCCUGAACCAAACUUUCCACAGAUACCACCGUAUUGGUUUUUUAGAGGCCUGUUGGUUUUAAAUUCAGUAUCUCAAUUGAGUUAGGGAUAUUUUUGAGCUUUGGGUUUAUUCAGGAUCAGUCCCGGUGUUUGUAGAAGUACAGAGCAGCCUUAUAAUGACCCUUGAAGCUCUGGAGGUCGCUUCUUGUUUCAUUUGGCAGCCAGACCAAACAAAACCAGCCACUUCUCAAAAGACUUGAAAUACUUUGGGAAUUCUCUGCACUUAGUUCACUGGGUUGAACAGCAAGUUAAAACUUGUUAAACAAAGUACACAUUCCAUUAUUAUUUGGACAAAUGCUUAACCCGUUUGAAAUGUGUACAUUUUAUAGGAGGUAACUAUUUUUCUAACAUGUGAAGCAGGGAGUCUGAAUUUUGAACCUCAGAGAGAGGAACACAGGGUGCCUUAGUGUGAAGCUCCGAACCUUAUCCACCCAAGUGAACUACUUUACCUAAUAAUGCACUUUAUUUCAUUUUGCAAUCUCGGUGGCCCUUUCCACUUGCAAUUCUACCCUAAGUUUGAACGGAAGAAUGACGAUAAUGUCUUUUUAAUUCUCCAGUUGAUUCUGACGGGAGACAACAGUACAUGCAUUUUCCCUCUCGUUUUUGCAUAGUGUUUGAUAAGAGUUGUAAAUAAUUUUGAUUUCUAUUAAAUUGCAUUGAAUACAAAGUGUAAAUAAAGUUAUUCUGAUGUCUGUUAAGGAUGCUUACUUAUUUUUUUAUAAUAAAAGCAGUUGUGCACAAACUGGA